Messenger RNA from Ruditapes philippinarum (Manila clam), 758 nucleotides. RefSeq lists its product as uncharacterized. The record is from RefSeq and is a predicted model, not a curated record. NCBI's taxonomy places the organism in Eukaryota, Metazoa, Mollusca, Bivalvia, Venerida, Veneridae.
CGAACUGCUGUUAUAUACCGCACGGAAAUUUCAUUACCAUCUGUGACCGAAUUAGUUGAGUCACGCGCUCUCCGGAUUAAUGUGUGUUUACAUUUGCGUUCGUCGAAGUAUAAAAAUGAGAAUUGCGAAUUAAGAUCCGCAUAAUAAUAUUUUUUCCGGAUACAAAUAGUAUUAGACAAUGUUCGCGUGCAGUACUUUAUUCGGUUAAAUUCCUUGUAAACCGGAAUACGGUUGAUUAUAAUGUAUAUGUAGUGGAAAUGUAUGCUUUAACUUACAGGCUAUAUUGUACGAUAUACUAGUGAUUGUGUUUUACUAUAAUAUAGGUUACUGUUUUACAGUUAUAUAAUGUUAUAUAGGUUUCUGCAAAGUAACAAUGUACCGACAUAAGUGGUGCUGUUUAAAUCAAUUGUAGUGGCUUAAACUCAAGUUUGUGGAAUACAUAUAAAAAUAUCAAUUCUUGGAUAAACUUGGUUACAAGAAGUGAAAGUAAAAGAUUUUUAAAUAAUGGCCGGUUUAGAAAGAAAACGUUUGAAGGAAGAUAAGGAAAGGGCGUUAAAUUGGAAACGUUGGGGUCCCUACCUGUCGGAGCGACAGUGGGGCACGGUGAGAGAAGACUACUCGGAAAACGGCGACUGUUGGAGUCACUUCACGCACGAUAUGGCGCGGUCACGUGCAUACAGGUGGGGUGAAGACGGACUUAUGGGCAUCACGGAUAGACAGUGUCGUUUAUGUAUGGCACUAGCGCUCUGGAACACAAA